This is a messenger RNA of Cynoglossus semilaevis (tongue sole), 6740 nucleotides long. RefSeq names its product contactin 1a (gene cntn1a). The transcript has 25 exons. NCBI's taxonomy places the organism in Eukaryota, Metazoa, Chordata, Actinopteri, Pleuronectiformes, Cynoglossidae. Gene Ontology annotation, molecular function: cell-cell adhesion mediator activity. The record is from RefSeq and is a predicted model, not a curated record. The coding region runs from base 947 to 4003 and encodes 1018 amino acids. Gene Ontology annotation, cellular component: plasma membrane; axon. Gene Ontology annotation, biological process: axon guidance; brain development; cell-cell adhesion.
GAUAUUAACAUGGAUUGCGUUGUAUUUUUUUCAGUAUGACAUGAGAGACCUGUUUAUUGUCCUCAUGUUUGGCUGUUUCUUGUCUUGAUGUGACGCUGCUGUUUAGCCUGUGUUUCUUGCAGCAGUCACUGAUUGCAGUAACUCCAAACACCCGGUGUGGCCCAGUGUGGCGGCUCUACUUCAGCCUGCUGACACACAGUCUCUCCUUUGCAGCAGUUUUCUUUGAUUUGCUUCAGCCAGCUCUUCAUUUACAAGUUUCUUUAGUAUUUCUGCCACAAAAAAAAAAAAAAAAAAAAAAAGAAAAAGAAAAGAAAAGAAAAAGAUGAAAAUAGAAGCCCACGUCUGUUGUUGGAGGGUCCAUAAAAGGGAGAGUGAAAAAUAAAGACAGUUAAAAUAAUUUUAAAAGUAUGUAAGUUGUCAAGUAAUUUUGUUUAUUAAAUUUCCAGCUCUUAGUGCAAAUAAACAAGUCUUAACUGAAAGAUACAUAAAUAAGUAGCUUUUAUUUUUAUUAAGAUUUUUUUUUACAAUUUGUCUUAUAACUUUCUGUCUUCAGCUCACUCUUUUCUCGUCUUAAAUGGCAUUAAAUAUGAUUUUUUAAAGAACAGAAGUAUGUGAGUCGUUUUAUUCUCAGACGUGUAUCUUUCUUUUUUAGCAGGAGGAGUUGGACACCAUUCAGAUAUGUAGACCAGUGGAACAGGCAGGUCUAGCGCCCCCUUAGGUCUCAGACGUAGUAACACUCGCUCCAUCCAUUCCACGCACAGGGGGGACAGGAGCGCGGCUCUGUCAGUUCCUCUGGCCGCUGCUGAGCGCAGGACGAUGCGGUUCUGAGCAGGUGUGUGAAGGACGAACGGACGCUGCUGCGAAAGGAAAUUCCGACAGUCCUGCUAAUGUUUCUUCAGCUCGUCUUCUAGCUGUAACGCCACCUGGUGGUUUUCACUUCAGCACCAUGCUGCACCUCGCCCUGCUGCUCCAUCUCCUGCUCCUCUCACACUCCUCUGCAGAUGUGUCGCUUCGUGGGGAGGCAUCGGACUUUUAUAAAAAUGAAGCCGCAGGUUUCGGGCCAGUAUUUGAGGAGCAGCCGGUGGAUACCAUCUACCCCGAGGAGUCGCCUGAGGCUAAAAUCACCCUAAACUGCCGCGCUCGUGCCAAUCCACCUGCUACAUACAAAUGGAAAGUGAACAAUAUGGAGAUUGACGUCAAUGAUGAAGGAAGCCACUACAGCUUGGUCGGAGGCAGCCUGGUCAUCAACAACCCCAUAAAAAGCACACAUGAAGGAAAUUACUCCUGCAUGGCUUCAAACAUGUUUGGCACCGUCGUCAGCCAAAAGGCUUCAGUGCAGUUUGGAUAUCUCGAUCUCUUCUCCUCAGAGGAGAGGGAGAUUGUAAAAGUCAAGGAGGGACAGGGAGCCGUGCUCCUGUGUGCUCCUCCUCCACACUACCCAGCCGAGCUGUCAUUCCGAUGGAUCCUCAAUGAAUUCCCCACCUUCAUCCCGCUGGACAAGAGGCGCUACGUGUCCCAGUCCAACGGUAACCUCUACAUCUCCAAGGUCGACUCCUCCGACACGGGAAACUACUCCUGCAUCGCAUCCAGCCCUUCGAUUUCAAAGAGCGUUUUCUCCAACUACAUCCCACUCAUGCCUCAAACUGAACGUCCCAUCAGAAAAUACCCCGCUGACCUCAUUGUUAAGUCUCCUGACGUCACCGCGCUCGUGGGGCAGAAUAUCACCCUGGAAUGCUUCGCUUUGGGAAACCCGGUCCCUGAGAUCAACUGGAAGAGGUCUGGUGGUCUCCCCGUUAACCACGAGGUGAGGAUGGAGGGGGCUCAGCUGCAUCUGUACAACGUUCAGCCUGAAGAUGGCGGCACAUACCGCUGUGAGGCAGUGAACUCCAGAGGCAAAGACCUCCACACGGCACGUGUGACUGUAGAAGCUUUUCCUGAGUGGGUGGAGCACAUCAGAAGCACAGAGAUGGACCUUCACAGCGAGUACACGCUGUCCUGCAAAGCCAGCGGAAUACCCAAGCCACGCAUCCACUGGCUGAAGAACGGAGAACCAGUGGACCAUAAAGAGAUAAAGUUCAGCAGCUUGACCUUUGAUGAUUCAGCGAUGUACCAGUGCAUGGCCGAGAACCGCCAUGGAGUCAUUUAUGCCAACGCAGAGCUGCGUGUGUUUGCCUGUGCUCCAACAUUUGAACACAAUCCAGUAAAGAGAGUCCUGGCUGCGAAAAAUGGUCGGGUGGUGAUUGAAUGUCGACCAAAGGCCGCUCCCAAACCUGCCCUGUCCUGGAGCAAAGACACGGAGCUGCUGUCCAACUCCAGCAGGGUGUUCGUCUGGGAGGACGGCAGCUUGGAGAUCCUCAACGUGACACCAGCAGACCAGGGCAGCUACACCUGCUUUGCUGAGAAUGACCGGGGCAAAGCCAACAGCACAGGCUCUCUGUUGGUCACAGAGUCCACAAAGAUCACCUUGGCUCCGUCCAAUGCAGAUGUUAAAGUGGGUGAAAACGCCUGGAUGCAGUGUACAGCGUCACAUGACUCCUCGUUGGACAUCACCUUCAUCUGGGCACUGGACGGUCGAGUCAUCGACCUUCACAAGAACCGGCAACAUUAUGAACGCAUACAGAACGGGAGCUCCAAUGGCGAGUUGUUGAUUAAAGACGCGCAGUUGAGGCAUGCUGGGCGCUAUACCUGCACCGCACAGACGCCCGUGGACAACAUCACUGCCUCGGCCCAGCUGGUCGUCAGGGGUCCCCCCGGCGCUCCAGGUGGGGUGAGAGUGAUAGACAAAACUGACAGGAGUGUGACGCUGCAGUGGAGCCGCGGAGCAGAUAACCACAGCCCCAUCUCCAAAUACACCAUCCAGUACAGGGAUUCUCUGGUGAAGGAUUCCUGGAAGAAUGCCACUACAUCCCCUGCGAUUGUAGAAGGGAAUUCAGAGACGGCUACAGUGGUGGAUCUGUUCCCUUGGACCGAGUACGAGUUCAGAGUAAUAGCCACCAACACUCUGGGGACGGGAGAGCCCAGCAUCCCCUCCCCUAAAGUCCAAACCCUGGAAGCAGUUCCUGUGGUGGCGCCCUCGGACGUCAGUGGGGGCGGAGGAACGAGCAGAGAGCUGACCAUCACGUGGACGCCCGUCCAGCCCCGGUACUACUACGGUCCAAAUUUUGGAUACAUUGUGGCCUUCAAACCUCAGGACGAUGACCAGUGGAGAAGGGUGACGGUGACUGACCCACAGGCCAACCGCUACGUCCACAAAGAGUCCUCCAUCCCCCCUUUGACCGAGUUUCAAGUCAAGGUCAAAGCAUUCAACAGUGAAGGAGAGGGGCCGUACAGUGUCACAGUGGUCAUUUACUCCGCACAGGAUGUUCCAUCUGAGGCGCCUGCAAGCGUUGACGGCAAAGCUCUCUCCGCCACAGAGGCCAUCGUGUGGUGGCUGACCCUCCCACAGGGCAAUAUUGAUGGAUACCAGGUGACGUACUGGAGGAGUCAGGAAGAAGGUGGGGGUGGGGCUCAGAAGGUGGUGGUGUCUGGCAAGGAGAACCACACCAGGCUGGAGGGAUUGAAGCCCAACUCCAAUUACCUCAUCGAGGUUAGAGGCUACAACUCGGCAGGAUACGGGCCGGCCAGUGAACACCUCCACAUCCACACCAAGAAACCACCUCCAAGUCGACCCCCAAAAAUCAUAGGUAAAAAACUAAAGGGCAACUCUGUAAAUAUUGCCUGGGAGAAUGUGGAGCCGCUGGAUAACGAGGCUCCUAUAGAUGGAUACAAAGUGCUGUACAGGCAGCAGGGCCAAACCGCAGGCACGCUGUACACCACCAGCAGGAGGUACAUAGAUCUUCCUCUGCCGCAAGAUGGGAACUAUAUUGUGGAGGUGCGAGCGCACACAGAAGGAGGAGACGGAGCUGUGGCACGAAUCCACAUCACAGGAGGAGGUGUGAUGUCGGCCCAGUCUCUCAGCGUCCUCUCGCUGCUCCUGGCUGCUCUCCUCAGCCUGGACCUCUGAAUGUAGCACCAUCUCUGUCUUCAUUUCUGGUGAGAAAGACAGGUUAACGCCUGUAAGGACUUCGGGACUUUCCAAAAUCUUCUGGUUCAACCCUAUAACCUGGAUGUCAUAUUCCAGCUCUUCCCCUCUGGGAUUUUUACGUGGGACAAAUGGAUGGAAGAGGGAAAAAUUGAAUAUAGACAAAGACAUCCCUUAUUUAUCCACACAAGGCGUCCAUGGAGCAGUGACAUAGGAGUUCAGUCAACUUUUUAAAUAUGCCUUACAUAAACAACUGCACUUAGCUUUCACAGUUACCUGUUUUAAACCGACGGACGGAAGAUGUGGACAUAACACUGUGCACAGGUCUUGUUGUUGUUUUUAUUUUAUUUUUCCCCUUGAUAUUUCUACAGUUUGUUCCCUGUGUGAAGGUGAAGAAGAAGUAGCUGUGACGGAUAAGUGUAUGAGUUUGUCAAACUCCCUCUCCACCUGCAGUUCAACAGCAUUUUCUUAUGUUUUUCUAAACGAAGCACAUCUUCACGAAGCACAAAUCUCAGCCUUACAUAUCCAUGAUUUCAUAACACGAAUUAUAUAGACACCAGAUGUUUAUGUUCAACAUAUCUGAAUAUUGUUUUUCCUUAAAACCUGCAGUUCUCUGUCGAAGAGUUAGGCAGAUGUUUAAAAUGGCAGUAAGAGUUCUUUGACAAAUUUCACCUUUUUUUGUGAGUGGACAGAGAUUUUUUUUUUUUUUUUUUUUUGAGAUUAUAAUCAUUCAAACAAUUUCCUCACAUCUGUGAAGUUAAACCUAGAGGCCGUGCAACAUAACAUGAGUGAUAUGAUUUUGGGACCAGAAAAGAUCGACUGGUAGAUCAGUCAAAUUAAACAUAUUAUUCUGCAGGAGAUGAUAGUCUGGGCUUCCAGGGAGAAUAAUCACUGUCUACAGGCCACAGUGAAGCAUGAUGGGCUGUUUCUUGAAAAUCUGGGUCAGCAGUUUUGCAAAGGGAGUGAGGGAUUUGUUCAGAAAUAAUGGUGACCUCAAAGCUGAGACUCUUCUAAAGCAGUACCAUCAGGGGAGGGAUCUGAUUGGACGCUUCAGCAGAAAAUAUCUGGACUGCGAAGAAGAGACAGAAGCCAAAGGCAGGUAACGCGAUACGUGUCAUUUCGGUUUCUGCAAUCAUAUAUAUAUGUAUACUGCAUAUAUAUAUGUAUAUAUUUAAAAGCUUCCAAAUGUGAAAGUAUAAAUACUUUGCAGCUGCCUGAUUUCACAGUACUGCACGUCAAUGUUAUUAUGGACCAUUUUCUUUUUUAAUUCAGUGCUUUAUUCAGAAUCGUUACACUACGGUACCGUUGUGUGCAUGUACAGAAGGGUGGUUGAGCAGGUGCGGGAUGUUUAGGUUCGAAGGCGAUAUUUGAAAAACUGAAUGUAAACAUAUCAACCCAGUCAGCCUUUGUGGAUUUCCUUUAGACCCGUGCAACACCCCCACCUCCCUACACCCACAUUCUGAAAAGUGGGCAACUUGUGAGCCAUACAGCUGGCCCAUUUUGAACCUGUGCCCCAACUGGUGACCCACACGAACAAACAUGCUGGACGGAACUUGCCUUUUCAAAUACAAAACUGCAGCAAAGGUGUUUUAGUCGUCAUAUCGGUUACAUUUGUACUCGUGUGUAGUGAUCAAGUUCAAGUUGGCAAAACGCGUGAGUCGUGCAAAAAAAAAAAAAAUGUCAAUAACAAAAAGCUGAGGCAACAGUUUGUUUUGUUUUUACUGUAUUUUUAUUAGGACUUCAGUGGUUUCUGCUGGUGCUUUUACAAGAUUGUCGGUGAAUUUAUUUCCUAUACAGAAUUUUUCAACUCAUUUACUGUUUUGUACGGACAUUAGUAAUUCUCAUGCUGUUUCAUGGCUGUGCAGUUCAUCCAGUCAACUUUGGGGUUUUUUCCCCUUCAUAUCAUUUGCCAACAAACUGAAUCUGUUCUAAUGCUUUUUUUACAUUACAUAUUAACAGCAGAGCAUCCAUCAGCAGUAAGAGCUCAUCCAAAGGUCUUGAUGUCGUUUGUGCAUUUAUGUUUGUCAUUUAUUAACAUGCAUUUCCUCAUUAACUGUUCUAACGUUUGUUCAAGAUGAAUCCACAUUUUCACGUGCUCUGUUUCUGUCAACAACAAAUGCUGCAUUUUGAAUCCCAGUGAUUUAAUUUCUGUGCGACUGCUGGCCAUGCUUCUACAUUCAGACAGCAUCCACCACAAAGUGCUUUUGCCAGUUUUCCUUAAAGCAACAAAUCAUCAAAAAAAUAGUUGCCAAAUGCAUGAAUGCCUAAAACUUUGACGUUGUUCUCUGUCAAAGCGGUGGAUGUGCAUUCAAACGUGCAUGACUUUGGAGACAAAGUGUACAUUACAUUGCAACCUUUCAACCUCCUGUGCUUAUAUGAAACACAUUCCAUUGCUCAGCGGCAUCCCUACGUGUCAGAGACUGUACAGAUCUAAGCCUAACGUGCGCACUAUCUGGUGAGCCACAUGUUGACGGUCAUCUCAAGUGUUAGUGUGAGGUGAAAAAAGCUUGAAGCAAAGUACAGAAAUCACAGGAAUCCGUCCACGUCCUGAAAUGAUCCUGCGGCUUCAUGAAGAGAAUGGCUGGGGUGUAAAUGGUGUCAGUGGGAGCAUGUCGUGUUGAAUACAGAGGUGCAGUGCUAUGCUGGAUGUCAAUUAUACAUGUGAGGGCUGGAUGUGAAUUGGCUGGCUAAGGAACAAUAAAGGUGUAGUUAACUAUUA